AUGGAACAGAAAAAGAGAACUGAUGUAACAGAUUUGAAGCACAGGCAAAAGGCCCCAAAACGAGUGCAAAUGAAGUUGAAUCAAAGGCUUCGGGCGUUGCUUGAACAGGAAGAGCACUGUAGAAAGAGAGCAUUCUUGCAGCAAGAACUGUUUGAAACACAGAGGAGCAAGAAGCCGAAUAAACGGGAUUCGCGAGGUGUCCUCCUGCUCAAUAUUUUGCGCACCGAAUCCAGGUCCCAAAAUAUUGGACAAUUGGGGCAAGAACCACAUGUGCAGCAAACCCUUCGCAGAAGUAUCGGCCUCUUCAGUGGAUCGUCAUCUGCAAGUUUUGGCACGCUGAGUUUUGCACGAAAACCCAAACGUGAGCUGCUGGAGGCCGAACGACGGCCAGCGUUGAGCGUUCGUGGUGCAAUUGAAAGAGGCUGCUGUUUGGUGAAUGGAGAAGAACCAGUGCACCUCGAUGCGUCAGCGGUAUCCACCUCGAACUUGGAUUCGCAUGCACGUGGUGGAACCACGUGUGCGUGCAGGGUUAAGACGAUUGUAAUCAAAUCCGAACUUGCUCCUUCUGCUACGUCUCCGAGGGAGUGCAUUACGAUUUCAGAUAGCAGUGGCGAUAGGAGCAGGUGCAGUUCACCAGCAGCUCAUGUACCUCAGCGAGAAGAUCUUGAGAAGGCACUGGGGGACAUCUCUAGGUUGCCCAGGGAGACUGCAGAUAAUUCGUCGAGGGACCCACCAGCUUCGAGAAGACAAGACACUGCUUCCUGCAGGAGAGGCGGCAACAACGACGGAGCAGGUAGUCUAUACGACGAGCUUGCCAGCAUCGCCGGCGAGGAAGGGGGGGAUGGCAAGCGAGGUGAAAGCACACCAGGGGGCCGCGCAUGCUCUAUGCCUACUGCCAGCACAGAUACAGACGGUUUGGAGGACUUCUUCUUGUCAACUGGGCAUCACACAGCCAUGAGGGAUGCACGUUGUGUCCGCCGUGUCGAAGAUAUGGCAACACCACAGACACGGGCGGAAGACGAUUUACGGGGACUAAGUGCUGGGGAUUGGCAGGAGCCGACGAACCAACGUGAAGAUGGUUGCGCGGUUGGUGCAGAUGGGAAAAGUGCUGAUUCUGAAGGAAAACCAUCAAUCGUUUCGGGCUGGCCAGAAUGCGUCGUGGAAAUGCUGGGACCGGAUGUGUUUAAUGUGCUCAAGGAAGAACCACAACUCGUGCAUGCCACCAGCAAAACGUCGGGGAUGUCUGUGUUUCAUCACAUGCUGCGACGCCCAAGCAGGGAUGACGAGCAGGUGCUGGAUCUGUUUAAAUGUAUAUAUGAGGACGAGCCUUUGAAAGAACGCGUUUCGUUACCUCCACUAACUGCCCUCAAGUGCGACAGGGGUCAGACUCUGGCAUUCUAUGCUGCUGCAUAUGGCCACCCCAAAUGCCUGAAGUGGAUUCUCGAACAAAUAGGUGGAGCGAGCAGUCAAAGGCAGUUUCUUGAGAUUCGAGACAGUGAGGGGGACACUCCGUUGCAUUACGCGGUGAAGAAUGGGCACGCGAGCGUCAUUGAGAUGCUUCUCAACAUUGUUCCAGAGAUGCUUAACAAGCAGAGAAGCAAUGGCCAAACGCCGAUCUUCGACUCACUUGAACGACCAGCAAUCUUGCGUCUCCUUUUACGUCAUGGUGCUGAUUACCGCGUGAGAUGCAGCCGGGGUUUGACACCCCUUGAAACAGCUACUGAUGAACUGCGAUGGAAACGCCUGUGCUCGAGCCGCAGCUGCAAAGCUCUGAAGAAGCGUUUGUCGUUUUCAGUGCACCUGCUGAAAAAAGCUGAGGGAGAUGGGGGGAAGGGAGGUGUUGGUGACUGUACUAGACAACAUCAUGGCACUCUGAGUAAUACAACUGGCAGUACUGCGAAGUCAUCCGAUCGGUCGAAUUCUGUCGAACCAUUCACGAUGGUGGAUCAGGCUGUUGAUGAUUGGGGGUCUCACCACGGUCGAAGCGGAGUCGUUGACCCCCAUUUACACAAGCAUUCGUAG
Eimeria maxima is the source of this 2022-nucleotide messenger RNA. RefSeq lists its product as hypothetical. Gene Ontology annotation, molecular function: protein binding. Bases 1 to 2022 code for a protein of 673 amino acids. The transcript is spliced from 4 exons. NCBI's taxonomy places the organism in Eukaryota, Apicomplexa, Conoidasida, Eucoccidiorida, Eimeriidae. The record is from RefSeq and is a predicted model, not a curated record.